AUGUCUAAUAAACUACAUAUCGCAAGUACCUUAGCAAAAGAUAACCUCUAUUCAGACGUUUCUCCCAAAGAUCUUGAGUGGACUCUAGCCUCAGGCUCGUCAACGGAAACUCAAACUUUCUAUCUGUCAACCAAUGAAGGUCAUUUUGCUUUUGUACAAAUGGUUUACUCUAACAUUGGUGUUUGGUCUUCUACAAUUCAAUUUACUGCUCGAUUUUUUGGUGCCGGUAUUAACACCUUCAAAUCCGUCAAUAUGUCCAAUUUCAAACUUUCUGAAGAUAGAAGGUCAGCAACAGCUGAUAACAUGGAAAUCAAACUAAACGACGACUGCAACAAAUACGAUGUAACCCUAAAUCACAAAUCAGAACUAACCGUCCAGUUCGGACUAGAACGAGUGGACCGCGGCUUCAAAAUCGGCGAAGGAAAAACUUAUUUCGGUGAAGACCAAAAAAGUGGAUUCGUCGAACACAAGUUUUGGCCGAAAUGUAAAGUCACCGGGCACAUUGUGGUGGAUGGUCGCGCGUUUGAUAUCUCGGGUACAGGACUAUUCGUCCACGCGAUUCAAGGCAUGAAACCCCACUUGAUUGCUACCCGUUGGAAUUUUCUUAAUUUUCAAGCACCGGACGCCUCGUUGUGCAUGAUGGAGUUCGAAACGACGCCACAAUACGGUAGUACUAAGGUCAAUCAAGGAAGUUUGCUUGUUAAUGAUAAAUUGGUGGGUGUAUCUGUGGAGAAUUCGGCUGAGUUUUUGGAGACGGAGUUGGAUUCUCAGACCGGUUAUCAUGUUCCGAAUGUGAUACUUUAUAAAUGGAAAGGGAAAACUUUGGACACUAAGGAACCGUUUCAGGCGAGUAUAAAUAUAAGACCUCAGACACUUAUGGAUAAGAUUGAUGUGUUGAAUGAGGUUCCUUAUUUCUUGAGAAAAAUUGUACAAGCAUUUGUUGCAAAACCGUAUAUCUAUCAAUGGUUCAAUGAUGCAACCGUCGAAAUCACCAUCGGAGAUAAUAAAUUUACUUCUACCGGAAAAUUGUUCAACGAAGCAACUUUUAUUUCUUAA
Molecule: messenger RNA, 1056 nt
Organism: Ambispora leptoticha
Lineage: Eukaryota; Fungi; Glomeromycota; Glomeromycetes; Archaeosporales; Ambisporaceae
Source: the annotation of a GenBank genome assembly